UACUACUACCAUCAACAAAACUGUUGGUUUGCGAAUGUUUGUGUGUGUGCGCUUUCGAGAGAGUAGGUGGCUCGGAAAUUGGUCCUCAUGGAACAGGAUCUGGAACGGUCCGAGGAGAAGGUCGAAAUGAACGAAAGCAAGAUUGUCGAGCUUGAGGAAGAACUGCGAGUUGUCGGCAACAACCUGAAGUCCCUGGAAGUCUCGGAAGAGAAGGCAAUGGCAUCGCGCGAUUCGGUUGAGGACAAGAUCCACCAAAUGAACGACAAGUUGAACAAUGCUGAAGCUCGUGCUGAAUUCGCUGAACGUUCCGUUCAGAAGUUGCAGAAGGAAGUCGACAGACUCGAAGACGAACUCGUCCUGGAGAAGGAGAAGUACAGGGAAAUCGGAGACGAUCUGGACACCGCCUUCGUCGAGCUCAUCCUUAAGGAAUAAGCUCCGAGUCCACGUCACCAAACCCGGAAAAGGAUCCGGCGGGCAUCGGAGGUGUUACUGUUGUCGGACUGUUUGUUGGAGGCCUCCAGCUUCCCGAUGACAGCAGUAGUGUCCCGGCGUUCGAUCGGAUUCACAAACUACAACUAGACAAUAACAACAACAACCCAAUCGGAACAAUUAAGAACAUCAUGCAACAACCAUCAUUAUGGUUGUUUUGGAUAUAAAACAUUGCUUUUGAACAUGAACCAAAGUUUGAAUUUGACGCAGCGUUUGGCUGCAACAUCAACAACAACAACAGUAACUGCAAGAAAAUGGAAUGGAAAACAACAUCAAUAUACCACAACAACAUCAACAACCAUCAUCGUCACAUCCUAGAGUGGAUUAUCGAAACGGUUUUUCGGUUUUUGACCCCGGAGCAACAACAUCCGACGGGAAGGUCCCAACCUAACAGCUGACCCCGGAAAAACCAGCCAUUGCUUCGCCGUUUUAUGAAGAUGAAAAAAAAAAAAACAACAAACAACCAAUCAAUCAAGCAAAAGCGUUUGGUUUUCUUUUUGGGUUUUCAUAAAAACACACAUUUAAUUUAGAAACUUCACUUUUUUUAAGUUCACUUUUAAAAAUGGUUUCUUCAUUAGUUUUGCUAAGAAAAGAAAAUUCAAGCACAGCUUUGUUAGGCUUCGUUGUUGCGCUGCUUCAAGAAUCAAAGCAUAAGGAAAUGGACAAGGAAAAUAAAUUAUUUAUUUGUUUCAAUAUCGUUUAAAAAUAAAAACCAUGAAAGAUGUUAAGUAAAAACUAAAAAUAAAACUACGAAUGCA
This is a messenger RNA of Uranotaenia lowii, 1247 nucleotides long. RefSeq names its product tropomyosin-like. NCBI's taxonomy places the organism in Eukaryota, Metazoa, Arthropoda, Insecta, Diptera, Culicidae. Gene Ontology annotation, cellular component: actin filament. The coding region runs from base 88 to 432 and encodes 114 amino acids. The record is from RefSeq and is a predicted model, not a curated record. Gene Ontology annotation, biological process: actin filament organization; muscle contraction. Gene Ontology annotation, molecular function: actin filament binding. The transcript has 5 exons.